Messenger RNA from Megalops cyprinoides (Indo-Pacific tarpon), 822 nucleotides. It is a transcript of the gene cfap77, whose product is annotated as cilia and flagella associated protein 77. The record is from RefSeq and is a predicted model, not a curated record. Lineage: Eukaryota; Metazoa; Chordata; Actinopteri; Elopiformes; Megalopidae. The transcript is spliced from 7 exons. Bases 88 to 822 code for a protein of 244 amino acids.
UCGAGGCGCCCCAACAAUCCAGGCUGAAGUCCAGCUGAAGCUCUUCCCUGCGAUUCCUUGAGGUGCGAUUAUCCUGGAAGGAGGGAAAUGGAAGGAGCUCAGGUCGGCCUGGUCAGGGACUCCAUGCUGGUUAAUCCUCUUUUAAUUAGGCCUAGCCUGGGGAGAACUCGCUCCAAGGGGCUGGCCAUCCCAGGGCCAGACUUUGUGUACGGGACAGUCACGACCGUCAAGGAUGGUGGCGUUUCGGAAGCCCUCUCCCAUUGGCGGUCCCACUCGUUACCCGGCAGCAGCAGCGGGGCCCACGGCAGGCGGGGGGAGAAGGACUUUGUUGUGCUGAACCGGGAGGGGGUGAAGUCAGGCCUGGUGACAGCCAAAGAGCACUACCAGUACCGCGCCACGCAUGACGUCCGCUGCCCCACCCCUGCCAAGAAGGGCUCCCGGCUCGACCCCGCCCACAGGAUCCCUGACAUGACCUUCGGCAUCCCCACGCGCCCCUCCACUCCCAUCUCCCACCUCCUGGAGCAGCGCUACGCCAAGCGCUGGCUGGAGGAGCAGCAGAGCAGAGACCAAGCAACACUGGAGCGCAGACACACGAGGGUGCAGCUGGGGCGUGUACCUGAGACACGGACCACCCUCCUGAGGAAGAGUGUCGCCAUCGCCGAGCCCCCGUCGCUAUGGAAACUGCCCCGCUUCCAGCAGGUGGGUCCCGCUCUGAACACCUUCCGGGACCCUGCAGCUCGGAGGAAGGCCCUCAGAGCGCAGCACUCCGACACAGCGGCACCCCGAGACCUGCUGCUGCACGGCUCCUCCAGCCUGAGCUAG